AAUACACACGGGACAACCAGAAGUAAGACUGGGAAUACUAAAAGGAGGCUUUUCCCUUGGAAGUAAGAAAGGAAGAGCUCCAGCAAGAAGCUUUGCUGUAGAGGCCAUGGGCUGCUGGAAGCAAGAGAUAACCAACACCUGGGCUUUCCCCACCCUCAUCCUCUGCCUCUAUGGAUUCUUCUACAUGAUGAAACCAUCAGAACCUUUCCUAACACCCUAUCUAACAGGACCAGAUAAAAACCUGACCACAGAUGAGGUCACCAACCAGAUUCUGCCCGUUUGGACAUACUCCUACCUCGCUCUCCUUUUCCCAGUGUUCCUGCUCACAGACUACGUGCGCUACAAGCCCGUGCUCCUCCUGCAGGGCAUCAGCCUCAUCGUCACCUGGCUCCUGCUGCUCUUUGCACAUGGAGUGGUGGCCAUGCAGCUGGUGGAAUUCUUCUAUGGCACGGUCACGGCCACCGAGGUGGCCUAUUACGCCUACAUCUACAGCGUGGUCAGCACCCAACACUACCAGAGGGUCACCAGCUACUGCAGGAGCGUCACCCUGGUGGCAGCCACCGCGGCCGCCGUGCUGGGACAGCUGCUGGUGUCCCUAGGACACGUCUCCUACUUCUACCUCAACGCCAUUACCUUGGCUUCCGUGUCCCUGGCCUUCCUGUGCGCAUUCUUCCUGCCCACGCCCCAGAGGAGCAUGUUCUUCCACAGGAAAGAUGCCCCUGAGCCCGUGCCAGGGCCCGCUCAAGAGCCGGCCGCGGGCGCUGCCCACGGGCCCGGGAGCUGCCAGGAGGAACCGAGCCCCGAUGCUGCUGCCAGGAGCCCGCAGCCCCCGGCCGGGAACGCCCGGCCCCGCAGGCACGGGCUCGGCGCGCUGCUGCGGCUGGGCAGGGACCUGCGGGAUUGCUACGGCUCCCGCAAACUCCUCUGCUGGUCCCUGUGGUGGGCUCUGGCCACGGCCGGCUUUAACCAGGUCGUGAACUACGUCCAGGUGCUGUGGGACCUGCGAGCCCCCUCGCACAGCUCCGCAGUGUACAACGGAGCUGUCGAAGCUAUAGCAACUUUCCUGAGCUCAGUAACAUCCUUCCUAGUACAAUAUAUGAAGAUUAACUGGGACCAUUUUGGAGAACUGGCUUUAGGGAUCUUCUCUGCAAUAGAUGCCGGUUGUCUGUUUCUUAUGCACUUCUUGACCAACAUCUGGGCAUGCUAUGCUGGAUAUCUCAUUUUCAAGGUGUGCUAUAUGCUCCUCCUGACAAUAGCAACGUUCCAGAUCGCCGUCAAUCUGAGCAUGGAACGCUAUGCCCUGAUGUUUGGAUUCAACAACUUCAUUGCUCUGCUGAUCCAGACCAUUCUCACAAUAGUUGUUGUAGAUUCAAGAGGCCUGGGACUGGACAUAGUGACUCAAUUUUUAAUUUAUGGCAGCUACUUCGUAGUCAUACAUGGGAUUUUCAUGAUCAGAAGCGUUUGUGUGCUGGUUUCAUGCAAAUGCCAAAGGAAAAUAGCAAGAUCUUGCACAGAGCAGCUGAACCGGGCUGAGCACGAGUCAAGAGAGCAGAUUGUCACAAGCUACGUGACACAGCUGUAGGAGGCAGGCAGGCUGGAGGAGGGCUUCUCCUGGGAGAAGGGCUCCCAGCAGGGAAGAGCAACAUGCAGGGAACAGCAGAAGAACCUUCAACUCAGCCCUGAAAAGCUACACUGAAUCAUUCCAGCACGUCAUCACAACAUAUGCCAGCAGAAAGCUCACCAGGAUGGCACUGUGCCAAGAAUAAAAGAUAAGUAGCUUUAGAUUCUUAUUUACAUUCGCAUAAAUAGCUUUAGGGCAGUAAUUUAUACACAGAAUCUGAGCAACCACCUUUGCAUCCCCCCUUGCACAAUGGCAGAGAGCAGAGUUCACCCUGCCUUGCCCAUUGUAGCUCCUGAAUGCCGCGCUGGCAAAGCUGCUCGUGUCACAUUUGCCGAUGCAGUGGCUGAAGGGUCUGACUCCCCUUUGCACAGCCCUUGUUCUGAACCAAGGAAGAAAAGAUCAUCUUUGCAUCAUUCUAUUCUUUCAUACCCAGUGCAGGCAGAUGGGGGACAGGCGUCUCCUGUCUCAUCUCACAGCCCUGAGCAUGCAGGCUGCAAAAAGCAGGGCUUGCACAACCUGUCCCGGGAGUUUCACUGCAACACUGCUACGUCACAGUUGUUACUUGGCCCACAUUUGAGAGCUACAAACACUGUACUGACUUCACAGCAAUCUCUGCCAAGAAGGGAAUAACUUCAGGGCCCAAACAAAACGCAAGAGCACCACUCUUUUGCUGUGCUUUCAGUAAAAUCAAAUUCAGGACUGUCUUCCUCUUUCAGCAGGAAAAGAAAUAAUAACAAGGGACUGAAGUAGCACAGACUCAAACCAGAGAAGGACAUUGUGGAGAAAUACAGCUGAUUCCACAGAGGAAAAUUCCAUAUUAACAGGACUAUCCAAGAAGAUUUAUAACUGAAACAAACAGCUAGCAUCAUGUGUGCUUUUGAGUGCCAAGUGAGGGAAGUCCACUGAUCUUGGCCAAGAAUUUAGCAGGAUCAGCAUCUCAGAGUUUGUCAAGAAGCUUCAAGUCCUACAGCUAAUUUAGUCCAAAAGACAGUCCAGAAGAAAAAAGAGACUAGAAAUGAGUUUGCAUAUUGGAUGUCUAAUUUAUUAUGAACUAUAUCCAUAUGCUGAAUUUAUUUCUGUACUGCUGUUUGCUU
Messenger RNA from Hirundo rustica (Barn swallow), 2715 nucleotides. Its product is annotated as thiamine transporter 2-like. NCBI's taxonomy places the organism in Eukaryota, Metazoa, Chordata, Aves, Passeriformes, Hirundinidae. The transcript is spliced from 6 exons. The coding region runs from base 107 to 1582 and encodes 491 amino acids. The record is from RefSeq and is a predicted model, not a curated record. Gene Ontology annotation, cellular component: plasma membrane. Gene Ontology annotation, biological process: vitamin transport; transmembrane transport. Gene Ontology annotation, molecular function: thiamine transmembrane transporter activity.